CUUUGGAAAGCCUCUCCUCUGCGUUGUGUAUGUUCAACAGGUAGAAUCAUGUUCCCUACUGCACUACCUCCCUUCUCCGAGUCAGGCUGUGAGAGAAACAGCCCCUGGUAAUCAUUGCAGAUUUCAUCCACUUCAGACAUGUUUCGUGUGUGGAUCAAACUCUGUCUCCUCUUGCCAGGGGUAAGUAGCUUCAUGAUCCACAACACCCUCCACAGCCUGUGCUUGGAGGACUUCCCCAAGACGGGCCUGGUUCAGCUGAAUAAAUGCAACCUGGACUCAGUUCUCCAGCAGUGGAUCUGGAGGGACCAGAGUCUCCUGGAGCAUGUGGGGACCUCCAGGUGCCUGUCGGCCCACCACUCUGACCCUGUCCAGACGGUACCCUGUGAGGGGGUAGAGGAUGGGGGACACAGGGGUGAUGGGGGGCUGCGGUGGGGCUGUGAGUUGAACAGGCUGAUCAGUCAGAACAGUUCUCUGGAGCUCUCCACAGACGGGAAACGACUGACGCUGUCCCACAGGAGCAAGCAGACCAAGUGGAGGUCUCUGGAUGAAGGGGAUAUAUGCCAGGAGAGGCUCAGAUCCAAAAGGGCAUGGAGCGAUCCCGAUGAGUUUGAGGUGAAACCUGCGGAAGAGCAGAAAGCAGGGCCUCCUGGUAUGACCGAUGAACAGAAAGAAUUCCUCAGAUGGUUCUAUCGCACUGAGGACCCAACUCCCUGGAAGUUUGCGAUGCUGGCUCUGUCCUUCGCUGCCCUUCUGCUGGGCUGUCUGCUUCUGGGAAUGGGCUCCAUGGCGAACAAAAACAGGAAUAAGAUAGCCAAGUACAAGGCGGCGGCUCUGGCCAUGAAGCCGGAGGCGGAAGAACUACAGGUCAUCGUCACGGAAGUUGGAGGUCAAAGAACUAACUCAGAGGUCAAACCCAUCAACAGCGCCUCUGUCCAGGUCAGUAUGAGCCAAUCUGAGAUCCCAGUGAGCCAGGCCAAGCCCCUCCAGGACAACGGGGAGGUAGAGGGGCUCAAACCGGGGGACAUUGUGGUGACCUGGAAUGACGGGAACGUGUCCAGCCUGUACCCUGAGCCUGAGGGGGAAGUGGAGGUGUUGGCGGAGGUAGAGAAAGAGGAGGUGGUUGAGGUAGAGAAAGAAGAGGUGGUGGAGGAGGUAGAGAAAGAGGAGGCAGAAGAGGGAGUGGUGGUAGAGGGUUGAAGGAGAGAGAUAUAACAGCCAUGUUCCUCAUUACUGCUCCUCUGCAGAGGCAGAACAGAAACUCCUAUUUACUUAGGCAUAACUGUCAUUUUAACUUGUUUUAUUUUGACCUGUAACUUAAACAACCACUGUCUGUUUAAUUACUGUAAUGCCCUUUUUACACUACUGUGCUGAGCCAGACCGUACUGUGCUGAGCCAGACCGUACUGUGCUGAGCCAGACCGUACUGUGCUGAGCCAGACCGUACUGUGCUGAGCCAGACCGUACUGUGCUGAGCCAGACCGUACUGUGCUGAGCCAGACCGUACUGUGCUGGCUCAGAUAUUUUAUUGGUGGAUGCGUAACCAUGCCAGCGCAGUACAGUUUGACUUGGCUCAGUAGUGUGAAAAGGGUAUACAACUACUACAAAUAAUGUUGUGUACAAGAUGUGCAGUAUCACAGUCAUCAUUCACAAGUACUUUGUUGUUUAGUAGAUAUAGAUCUACUGUAAACAUUGCUGGCCGUCGAUACCAAAUAGUUAGUAAAUGUUGUUUUUUGGUCAUGAAGAAGUGCAAUGUGUUUAUAGUGUAGUGAAGAGUUUUCCUAUGUCUCUUGACAGUAUGUAGGAACACUUAUAAACCAUGUGUCAUAAGCUUUUCAAGUGUAGUCUACUUGGGAAACACUAAAAGGCAACUAAACAUGGUCUGAGAUAACAUUAAGAUUGGAAGAUCAAACUGCUCUUUAUACAUCUCUUUUGUAAUUCUAUUUUGUAAAUUAUUUUUAGUUAUAAUGCUGGCCACCAGGAAGAUUAGCUGACCUCAUGGCAUCAGCUAAUGGGGAUCCUAAUAUAAUCCAAACUAGAAUUAUCUUGCUGUGAGUAUAGUGGAAAGCUCUUGUGAGAGAGUUUUCACAUAUAGAUGUUUUGGACAGAAAACAGAAUUCAGUGGGUUAACUUUUGUCAUCAUAUCACCUCUCCAUAUGUAAGAUACAUUUUCAUUGUGUUAUAAAAGCAUUCCACCAAUUGCAGUAUUUACAAUAAGGAAAUAAAACUGUUCAUAUCAAAAUAGUUCUGUUUUGUCAUUUUGGUUGGGAUGGCAUUAGCAUACAAUAGUAUAAAACUGUGUUUUAAGUUAUAAAAAAUGCAACCGUUGUUACACUGAUGAGCCUGAGGAGGGCGCCCACAUCUCGUGAAAACGAUGUAUAUAUGAAGUUAAAGCCCCAAUGCAGUUGUUUUGAUAUCAAUAUCAAAUCAUUACUGGGUAGCAAUUAAGUACCUUAAUGUAAUGGAUUUCCAUUAAAAUUGGCAAAAAAAUGCUUUAUAGCAAAAACAUAUUUCUCAAGCAAGAAUUUUGCUCAGACUGUCUGGGAGUGGUCUGAGAUGGGAGGGGGAAACUGAAAACUAGCUGUUAUUGGCAGAGAUGUUUGGAACUGUCUUUGUUAUUUGUCUAUGAACCCAUUUAUAGCAUGGUGAUGUCACCAUGGAAAGCCAAAACUCCCGGCCAUGCAAACCUGCUGAUUAGAAACCAGCACCUAUCAGGAAAUUACACUGAUCACAUGUUUUCACACUUUUACAGUGUUAGUUUCAUCAACUGUUGUACAAUAUAAUAUAAAACACAGAAAAAAUGAA
Messenger RNA from Oncorhynchus nerka (sockeye salmon), 2801 nucleotides. Its product is annotated as solute carrier family 51 subunit beta. Gene Ontology annotation, biological process: bile acid and bile salt transport. Gene Ontology annotation, molecular function: protein heterodimerization activity; transmembrane transporter activity. The record is from RefSeq and is a predicted model, not a curated record. Gene Ontology annotation, cellular component: plasma membrane. Bases 139 to 1197 code for a protein of 352 amino acids. Lineage: Eukaryota; Metazoa; Chordata; Actinopteri; Salmoniformes; Salmonidae. The transcript is spliced from 6 exons.